Microplitis mediator is the source of this 1715-nucleotide messenger RNA. RefSeq lists its product as uncharacterized. The transcript is spliced from 5 exons. The record is from RefSeq and is a predicted model, not a curated record. Lineage: Eukaryota; Metazoa; Arthropoda; Insecta; Hymenoptera; Braconidae. The coding region runs from base 885 to 1547 and encodes 220 amino acids.
CAAAAUGCAGUGCCAUAGAUUGUUAAGUUUUAUUAUUGAUUAUUAAUUAUUAAUUACAAAUUAUAAAUAUGAACAUUAAGUGUCGACACUUGAUAAACUUUAGUUUAUAGAAGCAAAGAAAGUCUUUGAACACACAGAUAUAUUUUUAAAUUGUAUCUUAAAAUUAUUGAUUUGAUAUUUCAAAUUUUCUUUGUUUUUAUUAUAAGAUUUCUAAGUGGAAAAAUUUUAUUAUAAUUGAAAGCUACACAGAAAAAAAAAGUUAUCGUGAGUCAAGAAAAUAUUUUGGAAGACAAACGUUUUCGGGAACCAAGUCAAGAUUUUCUUGAGCCUAGAAGAUUUUUAUUUUGUCAAAGAAAAUUGAGGUUUUGAAAAAAAAUUUUUACAGUCCCAAGAAAAUUUUUGUCUUUCAGUUCAUAGUAAAAAAUAUUUAUUGCGUUAAGAAAUCUUUUUUUUCUGUAUAUGAUAGAGAUGAUUUUUGAAUUGCUUUCUCUAAAAUUUAUGUACCAAGAGAAUUACUCACUUAAAAGUAAAGCAAAAUUAUUUAUGUUUUUAUUACAAACAUAAAUCUCAAUGACGAUGAUAUUUUGUCUCUGUAAAAAUUGCUCUAGCUUUUAAUUGCUUUUAUACACUGACUUCAAAAUGGCCUUAUACUUAAUUUUAUUACAGUGAAAGAAUCAAUAAUUAUCAUUAAUUAGGAAAUGGUGAUUGAUAUUUUUUUUUUUGUAUAAAAAUUAAUUUAUAAAUAAAAAACAAAUAAAUUCAUAGAUGAUCCUGACUAUUUAAAGCGAAAGAGGAAAAAACUUAAUAACAGUCCUAGCUCACUUGUCGUUCGACAUGUGCAAGCCGAGUCUGAUCAACACGGACUGGCAUUACACAAUCGACAAAUGCAGUACAAUUUUAAUCUGAUAAAACCCGAGCCAAUGGACACUUUAUAUCCUGGUGGGAUAGCAGCAGGAGGUUCGUCACCAUUGUAUCCAGUUGGUAGUCCAAUGUCACCUUCUACUUUACAUUCUUUGAGACAAAUAAGGUCUCCAAGACGAACGCCAUCACCGAUGGAUCGUCUCCCUUAUUCAAUGCAACCACAGCCACAACCACAAAUAAACUUGACACCACAGUAUCAACAAUCAGUAUCGGGGCAUGCGAGCCCUAAUUUACAGCCUCCAUUGAUGUAUAAUAACCAGUCGAUAAUAUUAAAUCGAGUUACACCAGAACCGCCUCAAGAUUUAGGAUUUCAAGAAUCUCUAACUAAUGCCGAAGGUGUUAACAAUGUACUUGACCUUGACAAUAAUCAAUUUAGUUUUGAUAUGAAUCAAUUGGGCGGUAGUUUUAAUCAACUAGACUCCACCGAGUUAGCAGUGCUAGGAAACGCACUUUCUGAAAAUUUUUCAAGUGGUCUUUCAAUAUCUGAUUCCCAAAAUAAGGCUCAAAAAGUUGAAGCAAAUGCCGCAGGUGAAAGUACAAGUAUGACCGAUAGUUUUACACGAUUAACUAACAAUACCAUACAAGAACUCUGCACCCUAAAUAAUUUAUACAAACCCCAAGAAUAAAUAUAAAUAUUUAGAUAAUUUAAUUUAAAAACAAACGUACUCAUUUAUUAUUUGCUAUAGAUCUCGUUAUUAAUUUUCAUUGAGAUUAAUUUAAAUACUAGAAGUUUUUUAUUUUAAUUAAAAAUAUUAGUCACUUGUACAACUCAUACUUUCAUGACAAUUUAAUUU